UAAAGGUAAAAAGGAAUGAUGUGAACAUAUGAAGGAAGCCAGAGCCCUGAAUACAGACUCAGUCUGUAUCCUGACAGAGUGGAGAUAAGGUGGCUGGGGAGCUGUGGUGCUUUCCUGGAAUACAAUCUGUGUUUGACACUCUCUGUUUAAGCACUGCCCAUCUGCAUGUUAUUCAGCUGAAGCCUCUAGGGAAAAAGAGGAGCCACAGGCACAGACUGCGAGCGAGGGAGGAAGCAAAAGAGCUUUUCUUUUUUAAAUAAGGAUCUGGUCAGACUGCCUUGAAGUGCCACAUCUGGAAACUGAAAGCUGAGAGAAAGUUAAAAUAUCUGAGGCACUACUAAACGAAGGGGGGUGGGGGCUGAUUGCAGAAGUGGGUAAACAAUUACUAAGAAGCUAGAAGACCACUGCUGGAUGUAAGGGGAGGAAAUGGCUUUGAUCUCAGCCUGGCCCCUUGUUUUUCCUAUAUUAUUCUUCUUGGGAUGUUUCUUCUCCAGCACUGCCUCAAGCGAGGGCAGCGUUUUUCAUUUUGACAUUGAAGGUAGCUCAGCGGUCAGCAAUCAAGAAUCCGCUGUUAUCAGAGGGCAGCAGCAGUCAGUUGCUACUGGAAGUUGGGUGCCUUUUGCUGAGAAAUGCCAAGAAGGAUUUUAUCAAACUGCUUCAGGAGAUUGUUCGCGUUGUAACUGUAAUGGUAAUGCAAACAAGUGCCUCGAUGGAUCUGGAAUCUGUGUGGACUGCCAGAGAAACACCACUGGAAAGCACUGUGAAAAAUGUCUGGAUGGUUACAUUGGGGACAUCGUCAGAGGAGUGCCCACGUUUUGCCAGCCCUGCCCUUGCCCAUUGCCAUUAGUUGCCAAUUUUGCAGUUUCCUGUCACAGGAAAAGUGGGGUAGUGCGCUGUGUCUGUAAAGAAAACUAUGCAGGACCCAACUGUGAAAGGUGUGCUCCAGGUUACUAUGGAAAUCCCUUGCUGAUUGGAAGCACUUGUAAAAAAUGUGACUGCAGUGGAAACUCAGAUCCUAACCUAAUCUUUGAGGAUUGUGAUGAAGUGACAGGCCAGUGCCGCAACUGCUUGCGCAAUACAACAGGGUUCAAGUGUGAACAAUGUGCUCCUGGCUAUUAUGGAGAUGCCAGAACAGCUAAAAACUGUACAGAGUGUAAUUGCAGAGGAGGACCCUGUGACAGUCGAACUGGAGAAUGUCUAGCAGAGGGCCCUACAGGCACGGAUUGCCCAACAAUCAGUUGUGACAAAUGCAUUUGGGAUUUGACUGAUGACAUCCGAUUAGCAAUUCUCUCUAUUGAUGAAAGCAAAUCAAUUUUGCUGAGCAUUUCCAGUGGUGUUGCUGCUCAAAGACACUUGAAUGAACUCAACUCCACUGUUUCCUUCCUCAAGAUGAAACUGUCAGAAAAAGAAAAUCAUUCUGUACUUAGGAAGAUCCACAUCGAUUAUUCUGAGACUGAAACGGCCAAUCUCCUCUUAGAGAUAGAGGCACUUGAAGAACAGGGAAAUCAAGCAUCAAGCAAAGGCCUACUGGUACAGAAGGAAACCAUGGCGACCAUUAAUCACGCUACUCAACUUGUGCAGCAACUCGGCAAUAUGAGGGACAAUAUCCAAGAAAUCAGCAGCAAGAUGAAAUACUAUGGAAUCCAGCAUGAGCUGAGCACUGAAGAUAUAAUUCAGAAGUUGAACUUGGCAGAGGAGAUGCUGAGGGAAAUCCAGCAUCGCAAGCCUUUCACCAAUCAGAGGCUGCUUGCUGAUGAUGAGGCUGAUGCUGCACAAGAGUUACUAAGGCGGGUGGAAGAGUGGGAGCUGAGGUAUAAUGACACCAGAUCUCUGUUUCCAAUCGUAUUGGACCAGCUCAGUGACUAUAACAUGAAGCUGUCAGACUUACAGGAGGCUCUGGACCAGGCUCGUGACUAUGUCAGGCAAACGGAGGAUACAAAUAAGAAAAAUGCUGGCAAACUCCAAGAGAAUGAGAAGCAACAGGAGAAGGUGAAGGAGCAAACUGAUGAUGUGAACAGUAUUCUGCUGAGUGCCAGAGAUACUUUAGUUAAGCCACAGCAAUUCAGCACAGAAUUAAGUGAUGUGAUAAAGAAUGUGUCGGGGUUCUAUGCAGAAAUAGAUGGCGCUAAAAAGGAAUUACAAGAAAAACUAGCCAAUUUGUCUCGAUUUGAUGAUGAUUUGGUGCAGCAGGCUAUGGAGUAUGCACAGGAGCUUCAAAGACUUGCUGACGAGUUGGACCGGAAUUUACACAGUGUUGAUACAAAUGGGUUGGUACAAAAAGCAUUAAAUGCCUCAAAUGUCUAUGAAAAUAUUGCUACUUAUAUUGAGGAAGCUAAUGAAACUGCAUUACUGGCAUUAAACACAACACACAGAGUCAGUGAUGCUGUAGUUGGAAUUGAUUCUCAGAUCAUUUACCAUAAAGAUGAAAGUGAAAGGCUCCUCAAUCAAGCCAAGGAACUACAAGAGACAGCAGAUGCCAGUAAUGAUUUAACAGUUGCAGACACUAGUCGCCGUAUUGCUGGAACAAUUGCCAGAAAGGAUGCUCUGAAAAGCCGCUUGAUGAAAGCCAUGAAACAAAUUCAAUCAGUAGAGAAAGGUGAUAUUAGACAGCAUUUGGACCAAUUUAAACUCAUUACUCAAGAGGCUGUCAAUGCUACCAUGGCAGUAACCCAGACUACUACCCCAAUGGCUAAAAAUCUGAAGAACUGGUCCGAGAACCUUCAGAACUUUGAACAUGAUGCUGUUGCUUAUGACAGUGCUGUGGACUCAGCUGGGGAUGCAGUGAAGAAUCUGACAGAGGUCAUCCCUCAGCUCCUGGAUAAACUGCGUACAGUAGACCAAAAGUUGCCAGCAAACAACAUUUCUGCCAGCAUUCAACGGAUCAGGGAGCUAAUUGCUCAGACUAGGAGUAUAGCAAGCAAGGUCCAAGUCUCUAUGAAGUUUGAAGGCCGAUCAGCUGUAGAAGUUAAUCCAAAGACCAGCCUAGAUGAUUUAAAGGCUUUUACCUCCAUGAGCUUGUAUAUGAAACUUCAGAAAGACCACCCACAGCUGGUAGCAUCUCCAGAUAGAUUUGUUCUGUACCUUGGAAACAAAAAUGCAAAAGAUUAUAUGGGUCUUGCGAUCAAGAAUGACAACCUGGUGUAUAUUUAUAAUCUGGGAGGUCGAGAUGUGGAGAUACCACUGGACUCCAAGCCAAUCAGCUCUUGGCCUGCUUACUUCAGUAUCAUCAAAGUUGAGAGGGUGGGAAAGCAUGGCAAAAUAUUUCUAACUGUGCCGAGCCCUAGCAGCACAGCUGAAGAAAAAUUCAUCAAAAAAGGAGAGGUCCCUGGUGCUGACUCCCUUUUGGAUUUGGAGCCCAAAAAUACCGUCUUCUAUGUUGGAGGAGUGCCUUCAAAUUUUAAGCUCCCUCCCAGUUUGAACCUGCCUGGCUUCGUUGGCUGCCUGGAACUGGCCACCUUGAAUGAUGAUAUAAUCAGUUUAUACAAUUUCAAGCACAUCUACAAUAUGAACACCACCGCAUCGCCACCUUGUGCCAGGAAUAAGCUGGCCUUCACUCAGAGCAGAGCUGUGAGCUAUUUCUUUGAUGGCUCUGGCUAUGGUUUGGUGAGGAACAUUGAGAGAAGAGGAAGAUUCAGCCAGGUGACUCGUUUUGACAUAGAAGUUCGAACACCAAUAGACAACGGGCUUAUUUUCCUGAUGAUUAAUGGAAGUAUGUUCUUCAGUCUCGUGAUGCAGAAUGGGUUCCUGUAUCUGCGCUAUGACUUUGGCUUCAGCACCACCCCCAUGCUUCUUGAAGAUUCGAUGAAGAAGGCUCAAAUAAAUGAUGCAAAAUUCCAUGAGAUUUCUGUUAUAUAUCACAAUUCUAAGAAGAUGAUCUUGGUGGUGGACAGACGACAUAUAAAAAGUGUGGAAAAUGAAAAGAAAGCAAUGCCAUUCACUGAUAUCUACAUAGGAGGUGCUCCUUCCGAGAUCUUGAAGUCCAGCAAUGUUAGCCCACACCUCACAGUAAAUACUGGCUUUAAGGGCUGCAUGAAGGGUUUCCAGUUUCAAAAGAAGGAUUUCAACUUGUUAGAGGAGUCAGGAACCCUGGGAAUCAGUUAUGGCUGUCCAGAAGAGUCACUUAUGUCCCGCAGAGCGUAUUUCAAUGGAGAGAGCUACAUUUCCUCCAGCCAAAAAAUGUCACUCUUUGAUGAGUUUGAAGGCGGCUUCAACUUCCGGACUUUGCAGCCCAAUGGGCUGCUAUUCCAUUAUGCUGAAGGACCAGAUAUGUUCUCCAUCUCUAUGAAUGAUGGUGCUGUGGUUUUAAAUGCUAUGGGAACUGAAGUUCAGUCAAAAGAGACACGCUACAAUGAUGGCAAAACCCAUUUUAUCAUUACCUCUGUCUCGCAGGAAAGAUACGAGCUGAUAGUAGAUGACAAAAAACAUAGCAAAAAGAAUCCAGCUAGAGACAAAACAGAGCAAAAGCCUGCAAGUGCCAAGAAGUUCUACUUUGGUGGCUCUCCCAUUGGUACUCAAUAUGCCAAUUUCACUGGGUGUAUAAGCAACGCCUACUUCAUCAGGUUGGAUCGAGAGGUUGAAGUGGAAGAUUUCCAGCGGUACCCUGAGAAAGUGCAAACUUCUCUUUAUGGAUGCCCUGUUGACUCCCCUCCAGUUGCCCUUCUCCAUAAGAAAGGAAAGAACUCUUCAAAAGCCAAAGGAAGCCAUAAUAAAAAGGUGGGAAGAGAAAAAGAAAGAACUUCAAAGGCAACUGGCCUCAAAAAUUUAGAUCAAGAAAUGAGUGUGCAAAGAGACCCUGGCUGCCAGUUGUCCAAGAACCCCACGGCAAUUGAACAUGCAAACCAGUUUGGAGGAAUAGCAAACAGCCGGCAAGAGUUUGACCACAUACCAAAGAAUUUCAGUGACAGAUCACAGUUCUCCAUUAGUCUGAAAACUCACUCAUCCCAUGGAAUGAUCUUUUAUGCAUCUGAUCAAGAGGAAAACAACUUCAUCACCCUUUUUGUUGCCCAUGGCCGGCUGAUUUUUAUGUUUAAUGUUGGUCAUCAGAAGCUAAGGAUUAAAAGCCAAGAAAAGUACAAUGAUGGGCUUUGGCACAAUGUGAUAUUUGUUCGGGAAAAAGAUACUGGCCGUUUGAUAAUUGAUGGUCUCCGAGUAUUGGAAGAAAGUCUUCCUUCUGUUGAUAAUACAUGGCAAGUCAGUGGACCGCUUUAUAUAGGGGGUGUGGCUCCAGGAAAAGCUGUAAAAAAUAUCCAGAUUAACUCAGUCUACAGUUUUAAUGGUUGUCUCAGCAAUUUACAGCUCAACGGAAGAUCAAUCACUUCUGCUUCUCAGACAUUCAGUGUGACUCCUUGCUUUGAAGGCCCAUCAGAAGCAGGAACAUACUUUUCAUCAGAAGGAGGAUAUGUAAUUCUUGAUGAAUCCUUCAGUUUAGGCCUGAAAUUUGAAGUUGUUUUUGAAAUACGCCCCCGAAGCAGUUCAGGAAUCUUAAUGCAUGGUCACAGUGUGAAUGGGGAGUACCUGAAUAUGCACAUGAAACAAGGACAGGUUAUAGUGAAACUGAAUAAUGGAAUCAGACACUUUUCAACCUCAGUUACACCAAAACAAAGUCUCUGUGAUGGCAUGUGGCACAGAAUUGCAGUUAUUAGAGCCUCUAAUGUGGUGCAGCUCGAUGUGGACUCUGAGGUAAACCAUGUAGUAGGACCUCUAAAUCCAAAAGCAGUUGACCAGAGGGAGCCUGUGUUUGUUGGAGGUGUGCCAGAGUCCCUUCUAACGUCUAGCCUGACCACACGCAAUUCCUUCACUGGCUGCAUUCGUAACUUUGUGAUUGAUGGAAAGCCAGUGAGUUUCAGUAAAGCAGCUCUGGUCAGUGGUGCUGUGAGCAUCAACACAUGUCCAACAGCCUGAUACCGCACAGCAGCAACACUGCAAACUUUUUUACAGCACUGAAGGGAAAAAACAAGCAAAAGAAACCAUGUUCUAUUCCAUUACCGAUGCUGGGGGGAAAUGAAAAUAUAUCACCCAGGGUCUUUAUAUGAUAAAGCAGUUAUGUUUAGGGUCACUCACUUGAAAUUUCUAUGUGUGAAAACAAAAAAUAUGAAGAAUAAACAAAGAGAUGUAAUUUGUACAAUGCUCUUAUUAAACCACAAGAACGAGUUUUACAAUUCUUAUAGUAUCUUUGAAGCAAGCCCUAUUACGCUGUCAAUGAAAAUGCUGAUGGAUUACAGAAUAAAAGCAAAUUAUUUUAAAUAUGUUGCUUUCCAGAGACCUUUAAAUCACUUCAUUCCAUACCAUACAAAUGCCCUAGGUCACCAUCUUUGGUUUAACUUGAAAAGAAUUCCUAAUAUGCAUUAAAGAAUAAAGCUAGAUAAUAAACUUACUGUGCAAACAA
This is a messenger RNA of Chelonia mydas (Green sea turtle), 6385 nucleotides long. RefSeq names its product laminin subunit alpha 4 (gene LAMA4). The record is from RefSeq and is a predicted model, not a curated record. Gene Ontology annotation, biological process: regulation of embryonic development; regulation of cell adhesion; cell adhesion. Lineage: Eukaryota; Metazoa; Chordata; Testudines; Cheloniidae. Gene Ontology annotation, molecular function: signaling receptor binding. The transcript has 38 exons. The coding region runs from base 427 to 5901 and encodes 1824 amino acids.